Alternaria arbusti is the source of this 654-nucleotide messenger RNA. RefSeq lists its product as uncharacterized. The transcript is spliced from 2 exons. NCBI's taxonomy places the organism in Eukaryota, Fungi, Ascomycota, Dothideomycetes, Pleosporales, Pleosporaceae. The coding region runs from base 1 to 654 and encodes 217 amino acids. The record is from RefSeq and is a predicted model, not a curated record.
AUGGUACUUGCUAUUAGCUGCGACCGCAAUGGCGCCUGGUCCAUCGACACCGACUAUCUUCCUGUGCAGUUCCUAUGCGUCCAUGAGCGUUUGCCUGCGAACGCACCUUCCGACCAUGCCCACGUUAUCGAUAUGACUUUCUACGAGCCUUCCCUGCCCUCUAUAGGGGUACAGUGCGAUGUCAAAAUCCAAGACGCAGUCGCCACUCUGCUCUUCAACAUCUCUAAGGCAACCUUGGAUCAAUUCCUUGACAGUCAGACUACAUCGUUCAAGUUUCUCUGGUCAUUCAAGAGGGAGCAUGUCGAGAAUCAGAUGAUCGUUUGGAGGCAGGGUGCUCAAGUUCUUGUCGGCCAGUUCGUAGAGUACCCCGAGGAUGAUGAAUUGGAAUGGGACAACCUUGUUCGUUGCCGUAUCAACUAUGACGGCUCUUGGGACCUUGCAUCCGCCACGUUUGGUAGAUACACUCGCCUUGGGCUUCACCACGCAUGGGCAAAAUCAUUCCUCCCACGUUACACCCGAAUGGGCAUUGAGCAAGACAAGAAGAAGGGGGAAGAGCAAUCCGCGCGGAUCUUGGGUGAUUACAUCCUGAGCAACGAGUGCUGGAUCGCCAAAGCGGAGUCCAAGUGGAACAUUGAGAUCAGCAUGGCCCGCUGA